AUGUAUCUCCGCAACGACCACGCCGAAAAGAGCCUCCCGGUGCUGCGGAAGCUCGUCCGCGAGAACCCGCUCGGCCAGUUCACCACCGUCAUCGCGUCGCCAAACUUCCCCCUCAUCCAGAGCAGCCACAUCCCCUUCAUCCUCGACGUCGACGAUGAGUCCAGCGAGACCGAGCUCGGCGUGCUGAGGGCACAUAUGGCCCGCGCAAACCCGCAGGCCAAGGCCAUCAUCGAGGACAUCAAGAACCGCCAGGCCGCCGGCGAUGCCUCUCGAACGCUGCAGCAGGACGUGCUCGUCAUGUUCACCUCGCCCGUGCACCACUACGUCACGCCCAAGUUCUACACCACCACAAAGCCCGCGACGGCCAAAGUCGUGCCCACGUGGAACUACGCCGCCGUGCAGGUCUACGGCAAGGCCACCUUCUACAUCGACUCCAGCGCCGAGGAGACGUCGGCGUUCCUCGACCAGCAGAUUGACGCGCUGUCCAGCUUCAACGAAGAGGUCACCAUGGGCUACACCGGAGAGGGCGGCAGGCCGUCGGCGUGGAAGGUGGCCGAUGCGCCGGAGCCGUACAUCAACAUCAUGAAGAAGAACAUCAUCGGGCUGGAGAUUAAGAUUGAGCAGAUGGGCGGCAAGUUCAAGAUGAGCCAGGAGAUGGGCGAUGGCGACUCCGACGGCGUGAUCAAGGGGUUCCAAGACUUGGGGAGCGAGGUUGGGACCAAGAUUGCGGGCAUUGUCGAGGAGCGGAGGGAGAUAAAAAGGCAGCAAAAGGCGAGCAAGCAGAGCGAGUGA
This is a messenger RNA of Trichoderma gamsii, 792 nucleotides long. RefSeq lists its product as hypothetical. The transcript has a single exon. Lineage: Eukaryota; Fungi; Ascomycota; Sordariomycetes; Hypocreales; Hypocreaceae. The record is from RefSeq and is a predicted model, not a curated record. Bases 1 to 792 code for a protein of 263 amino acids.